CGCGUGUUAUGAUUUGACUCCAUAUAUAAACACCGAGACUCGCCGCUAUCUGUUGAUUGAGGAGAGGCGAAUUUCUGAGACAUUUGCUGAGGAUUACUGUGCUGAUACUGCGAUUCUUCAAGGAGACCAGAGAAUUUCUGACAGAAGACUUUUAUUUUACAAGGAGAUCGACGCUCAGAGCUGAAAUAUUUCCUUUUGACACGUUUUGUUGCUCUUUUGUUGUGUUUAUUUUGAUUUUGAUCUUGUUUUUAUUGUUUUAUUGACAUUUUUAUUGAUAUUUGAUCUUUGUUCUUGUUUUCAGGUUUGCUGGAGUUUGGAGGAGUUUGUCAGAUGGGUGAAAACCGCAGCCGCUCCAGAUCCAGGAGUUCUGCUUUCAUCCAGGCAGCUGUUCAGGACGUCAGGACACAUGAUGGUGAUGGUGAAACCCAGACCGUGAGCCAAGAGCUUGAUGGAUUUCUCGCACCUCUGCCUUCCCUGUUGGCCAAAUCUGUGUCCACAGAUCAGGGUAACAGGAAGAGGAAGCGGCAGAGCGGCAGCCAGCAAACACCAGAAGAUGAACGUCCGUCCACCUCAUCUAGAAGAGCUCUCAAACGCUCUCGCAGAGACGCGUAUGCAAAGGGCCCACUGCUGGGAGACGGUGGAUUUGGCUCUGUGUUUGCUGGGAUGCGCAGGUCUGAUGGACUGCCAGUCGCCAUCAAGUAUGUGUCUAAAGAGCGGACACAGAGGAGACUGAGAGUUGAAGGUCAGGGUCGGCUGCCGCUGGAGGUGGCACUGAUGACCCGCGUCAAUUCAGCUCCUGCCUGCCCCAACGUCCUGCAGCUGCUUGACUGGUUUGACCGUCCCAGACGCUACAUCCUGAUCCUGGAGCGUCCGGAUCCCUGCCAAGACCUCCAGAGCUACUGUGAGGAGAACGACUGUCUGGAUGAGGGUCUGGCCAAGAAAGUGCUGGUGCAGCUGAUCGCGGCUCUGAAACACUGCGAGAGCCGCGGAGUCCUGCACCGGGACGUCAAGCCAGAGAACCUGCUGAUCUCCACAGAGUCUUUUGAUGAUCCACCAAAGGGAAUUUGUGUGUGCUGGAGAACUAUUCAAUACGCUCCACCUGAGUGGUUCUGCAGACAGCGCUACCAUGCGGGUCCAGCUACGGUGUGGUCAGUAGGAGUGACCCUCUUCAACAUCCUGUGCAACCGUUUCCCCUUCGGAGGCUCACUGAGGGUCACGUCCAGGAGCAAACUGACCUUCCCCAUAACUCUGUCAACAGAGUGCCGUCAGCUGAUUGGCUGGUGUCUCAGUCCAGCGGCGGCUGAUCGGCCCAGUUUGGACGAUAUUGAGCGCCAUCCCUGGUUACAGUGA
Danio rerio (zebrafish) is the source of this 1350-nucleotide messenger RNA. Lineage: Eukaryota; Metazoa; Chordata; Actinopteri; Cypriniformes; Danionidae. The record is from RefSeq and is a predicted model, not a curated record.